Molecule: messenger RNA, 3903 nt
Organism: Corythoichthys intestinalis (scribbled pipefish)
Lineage: Eukaryota; Metazoa; Chordata; Actinopteri; Syngnathiformes; Syngnathidae
Product: gastrula zinc finger protein XlCGF57.1-like
Exons: 2
Coding region: 285-1817 (510 amino acids)
Biological process (GO): regulation of transcription by RNA polymerase II
Cellular component (GO): transcription regulator complex; chromatin; nucleus
Molecular function (GO): DNA-binding transcription factor activity, RNA polymerase II-specific; RNA polymerase II cis-regulatory region sequence-specific DNA binding
Source: RefSeq, a predicted model, not a curated record
UCAAGACGUUUCAGCAGAUUAUACAAAAAUUUCAGCGCCUGAACGUUACUACUUCCGGUUCACUUGACGCAACGUCUGUGUACCCUCGCCAGACUUGCAGUUCUUUCUCUUCUCCUAACUAAACUAGCUCAUUCAAAGCGUUCUCAUCGGUUAAGUACCCAGUUUGACAUUAGAGUGAUUACAUUUAAUUGUGUAGGAGGCUUCUCGACUUGUCUUAAAAAUGCGGCAAAAUACUACUGACUGAAGGCCAACGCAAUCUCGAAUAUCAAGUCAAAGAUGUGAAGAUGAGUCGAGGAAAUCCAGGCCAUGACGAGGUACUGAAAAACGAAAAAAUGAGGUGUCCCAAGGACUUCACUGUAGAAGAUCAUCAUCCUGAGAACCACGAUCCCCUCUACGUUAAACAGGAGGAGGAGUCGGAGAUGCCGUACAUCAAACAGGAGGCGGAGCCAGAGACCUCCUACAUUAAAGAAGAAGAACAGGAGGAUGAAAUCACCAAAUUGACAAUGAGUUUCAGUGUGAAGAGCGAAGAAGACAAAGGUCCAAAUGAAGAGAGUGAAGCAGCGAAACCUUCAAGCGGCGGCUCACUUCAACAACUGACAACAAAUGGAGAGGGACGAUCACAACCGGACGGCCUGUUAGCUCCGCUUUCGGACAGCGACGACGUAACGUCACACUCUUCUGACUUUAACACUGAUGAUGAUGACUUUGGCCCAAAUGCUUCGAAAUCCUUAAAAAACUCCUCAUUGAGAAGAGACGCAAAAGAAUGUCCAUGUGGAAAACCAUUUGCCUGCGCACUCUGCGACAAAAGAUUUUCCCAGAAGACUGAUUUAGAAAAGCAUCAGCGUAUACACACUGGAGAAAAGCCUUUUGUCUGCACAUGUUGUGGUAAAAGAUUCACCCAGAAGGGAAAUUUAAGCAAACACACAAGCACACACACUGGAGAGACGCCUUUCGCCUGCUGCUUUUGUGAGAAAAGAUUUCGAUGGAAGUCUCAGUUGACAAAACACAUGUGUACACACCCUGGAGAGAAGUCUUUUGCCUGCUCACUUUGUGAUGAAAAAUUUCCCCAGAAGACUGAUUUAGAAAAGCAUCAGCGUACACACACUAGAAAAAAGCCUUUUGUCUGCACAUGUUGUGGUAAACCUUUCACCGAGAAGGGCAAAUUGAAAAAACACACUGGAGAGAGACCUUUUGCCUGCACACUUUGCGACAAAAGAUUUUCAAAGAAGACUGAGUUAGAAAAACAUAAGCGUAUACACACUGGAGAAAAGCCUUUUGUCUGCACGUGUUGUGGUAAAAGAUUCACUGAGAGGGGAAAUUUAAACAAACACACAAGCACACACACUGGAGAGAAGCCUUUCGCCUGCACACUUUGCGACAAGAGAUUUUCUCAGAAAAUUCAGUUAGAAAGACACACGCGUAUACACACUGGAGAAAAGCCUUUUGUCUGCACAUUUUGUGGUAAAAGAUUCACACAGAAGGGAAAUUUAAGCAAACACACAAGCACACACACCGGAGAGAAGCCUUUUGCCUGCUCACAUUGUGAUGAAAAAUUUUCUCAGAAGACUCAUUUGGAAAAGCAUCAGCGUACACACACUAGAGAAAAGCCUUUUCUCUGCACAUGUUGUGGUAAACCAUUCACCAAGAAGGGAAAAUUGAACAAGCACACGGGAGAGAGACCUUUUGCCUGCACACUUUGCAAAAAAAGACUUUUAAAGAAAUCUGAGUUAGAAAAGCAUCAAGGCUGGAAUACACCAGGCGUGUCUGUGGUGCGUCAGCGUUGCCGCCGCGUCGACGCAGUGAAACGCGGCCGUUAAAGUCAAGCAGCGAGUGUACACCAGUCGUGAAGCGGCUGCGUCUCAGAUGCGUCCCAGAGGCUGUUGAACUCAUCGCACUCGAAACGAACAGCAGUUUAAUAUUUGUCGCGAGACACAAGCCUCCUGUGUCAAUACUACUAAGUAGGAUUGGGCAGACGGGAAGUCACUCAUGUAAAAAUAAGGUGGAUCCGGUUGAUUUUCAAAAUAAUAUGCAAAUAAUUUAAUUCAUUUCUGCGUGGAGCUAUGACUUGGGAAAAUUCAUCAAUUAAGCUUUUAAAACCAUAAGAGAAAAAAAAUGAUUAAUUGAGGCGUUUCAUUUGUAAAAUACAUGUUACAGAACAAUAUUUGUCAUUGCAAUAGUUUUUCUCUUUAGCACAGAACUUGUUUUCUUCUUUUGUUUCAGAAAGAAAGUUAACCAAUAGGCGCGUCUGAAAGGCAAAUGGUUGUUGUAUUAUUAUCUAUAAACACCCGCUACUCUCAUGCGAUCUUGCAAUCCUCACGUGAACCAAUCGAGCCGCUCCACAGACGCUCUGCUUGUAAAAUGCGUCCUAUGGAAAUUGAGGACGAGCGUCAGUGUUGUAUUGACGAGCCGGCAACACUGACACGCUGCAGACGUGCCUGGUGUAUCACCGGGGUAAGCGUAUAUAUGGUAGAUAAAACCCUUUUGUCUGCACAUGUAGUGGUAUAAUAUUUAGCGAAGACGGACAUUUAAGCAAACAAAAGCACGCACACUAGAGCAAAGCCUUUUUCUCUGGUCAGUUUGUCAUCAAGGAUUUUCAGAAGAGAACCUUAAACUGACAAGUGCACACAAACUGGAGGGAACCCUUUUGUUGGCUCACUUUGUGGUAAAAGAUUCGCUCAGACGAGACAUUUGCUAGGUUCAUACUGCAGGUCUUAAUGCACAAAUCCAAUUUUUAGUCAUCUGUUUUUUUGGCUAGCCUGUUCAGACUGUCUUUGUCCAUUUAGCCCAUUCAAGUAUUACGCAUGCGCAGUAAUUCGCAGUCUAACAUGCGCUGAGCAAGAUGACCCACAUGCGCAGAAGCAUCAAAACAAAUGACUAUGAACUAUCAUUCCAGGGUGAUCAUAUUUUGAUUUUCAAAAAAGGGACAAAAAUAAAACAUUAAUCAUCUCCGUUUAGUCUUGUAUUCAAAGUUUAUAUGGAUUGACAGAAUGCAUGCAUGCGUUCUCAACUUCAUUGGCUUCCAGUUAAAAAAAAAAAUCGCACCAUUUUUAAAGCUAUUCACGGCCUGGCCACACUCUACAUUUCGGAUUUUGUUUGCACUAGCACUCCUCGCCGAUCACUUCGCUCCUCUUCUACCCUCCACCUUUUUGUCCCCUGUGCCCGUUUUACUACCUCGGGUUUGUUGGUGUCAAAGGCCAAUUGGCACUUUUGUUGUGUAUUUUAAAUUUAACUAUAAAAUUGAAUGACCUUUUCUAUUGACAAAUUAUUGUUUAUUUAUGGAUGUUUUGACUUGUGCUGCGCGUAUUUAAACGAUCACGUACUAUCCGGUUGUCAAUCAUCGCCAUCAAGACAGCCAUGUCUCGUUCAGUGCAGGAGCUGGUAAGACUGCUUCCCUGUUGAGUCUGAACUGUAUCAAUCCUUCGCUUUGACACACAACACAUGCAAACUGUUUCCAGGUAGACCCUGGGUUGCAAAGUACCCGACAUAUGCGAUUUCGACUUUACGGCAACUGAGUCUCGUCUUUUUUUUUUUUUUUUAACAUUGACUUUUGUUUUGUGAAGCAUGCUUUUAUUUUGGCACAGGAAGCGAGCGCAUGUACAGACGCACCCACCCCACACAUGCACACACAGAGCAGCCGAGUGACAGAGGUGACAGCCUGCGUACACAUUUUUUGCCUGUGAAGCAUCCAUAGGCGACGGCUGUAUAUAUCCCUAUUGUACUGUUUAUUGUGAGUUUUCAAUUGUGGUCGGAUACUUGGGGUGAGUUUUUGUCAUUGUAAUGAUGUGCGGACGCUCACUGAUACAUGCUAAUAGUUUGUUAUUGCUGUAUCAGCAGGUACUUGUAAACACAAAUUUGAAUAGCUGUUAUUUAACAUUAGACUUAUUUUAUUUUAGUUUCAUUUUG